This is a messenger RNA of Pseudomyrmex gracilis, 1737 nucleotides long. RefSeq names its product fatty acid synthase-like. The record is from RefSeq and is a predicted model, not a curated record. The transcript has 6 exons. Gene Ontology annotation, biological process: fatty acid biosynthetic process. Gene Ontology annotation, molecular function: fatty acid synthase activity. NCBI's taxonomy places the organism in Eukaryota, Metazoa, Arthropoda, Insecta, Hymenoptera, Formicidae. Bases 1 to 1737 code for a protein of 578 amino acids.
AUGAUUCAGCGUGGAGCGGUCGUACCACUUGUAAGAAAAGUUUUUGAACAACAUGAGAUAGAAACCGCUUUUAAACAUAUGGCAGCUGCAAAACAUAUAGGAAAGGUAAUCAUAAAAAUACGUACAGAGAAAGAAGUUGCGGACGCUCCUAUUCUCGCGUAUCCUCAAUAUUUAUGUAAUGAGCAUAAAUCUUAUAUUAUUUUGGGUGGUUUAGGCGGUUUCGGCCUAGAGUUAACCAACUGGUUGAUUGUUCGUGGAGCUCAAAAAAUUAUACUCAUUUCACGAAAUGGUAUAAAGAACGGUUAUCAACAGUCAAGAAUAGAGUUAUGGAAAUCGUAUGGAGUAAAUGUGCAAAUAAUGACAGGCGUUGACGCAUCUACUCACAACGGUUGUGCUUCUAUUUUACGUUCUGCCAACGAAUUAGGACCAGUGGAUGCUAUAUUUAAUCUCGCAGUUGUGCUAAAAGAUGAUAUUUUCACGAAUCAAACUCCGGAAACAUUUGAAGAAACAUUUCAGUCGAAAGUUCUAGCUACAAGGCAAUUGGACGAUUUGUCUAGAAAAAUGUGUCCUCAUCUUCGACAUUUUGUGGUAUUUUCAUCUGUUUCAUGUGGUAAAGGAAAUCCUGGACAAACUAACUACGGUAUGGCCAAUUCGAUAAUGGAAAGAAUCUGCGAAAAAAGAGUGCAAGAUGGAUUACCUGGCAUGGCUAUUCAGUGGGGUGCGAUAGGCGACGUCGGUCUAGUCGCUGACAUGCAACAAAACAAUAAAGAACUAGUUAUCAGUGGAACAUUGCAACAACGAAUAUCAUCUUGUUUAGAAUCACUGAACAAUUUCUUAAUGCAGAAUCGACCGAUUGUAAGCAGUAUGAUUGUAGCUACAAGAUCAAAAGUUUCUGGAGACAUUGUGCAUGUUGUGAUGGACAUAAUGGAACUCUCUACACAACGAGAAGUAGAUAGAAACCAAGUAUUUCUUUUGCCAGGAAUUGAAGGAUUUGCUAACAUAUACAACUCAAUAGCUCCAAAAAUUAAAGCUCCUGCAAUAUGCCUACAACAUAGUUCUAUUAAUAUUCCUGAAUCUGCUCACUCUGUAAUACAAUCAGCCACUGAUCUUUUAUCUCAUAUUUUAUCAAAACUAACAGAUUCUACAGAAUUCGUAAUUGGCGCAUAUUCAUAUGGAUCUCUUAUUGCUAUUGAAAUGGUAAAACAAUUAGAAGCUAAAAACUUUCGAGGACGAUUAGUAUUAAUCGACGGAGCUCCCAAGUACUUAAAAGACAUACAGGAAACAUUUUUCCCUUUUACUAAUAGUCAAGAAUUUCAAAUUUGUGUGUUAAAACAUAUAAUAGAUAGUUUUAAUAUACCUGCAUCAGAAUUGAUUAUACCAGAAUUAAAUAAAUAUGCUACUUGGGAAGACAAACUAAAUAGUUUUACAAAAUACAUUACUAGUGAAAUGAUAACUUCUUUCAAACUUUCCAUCGACUCCAUUAAACUAUUUUGUACAACAAUUUACAAACAUUUAAUUGCUGUUCAAGAAUAUGAUACGUCUUCAUUGGUAUCAAUUCAGUCACCUAUAAUACUAUUAAAAGCAACAAACUUAUUACUUUCUGCGGUAGAAGAAGAUUAUGGUUUAAAUAAGAUAAGCAAAAAUGUACAAAUUCACUACGUAGACAGCAAUCAUGUAUCAAUAAUUAAUAGUGAUCAGGUCGCAGCUGCUAUUAAUGGAGAAAUAAGACAAGAGUAA